AUGGUCGACGCGCAAACGACGGAGAAGAUCGAGGCGUACGCGUUCCGCGCGCUCGUCGCGCACAUGCGCGAGCGCGCGGACGUGAGCAACAUCGACCAGAUGAAUCUCGCCGGGUUCUGCAGGAACUGCCUCGCGAAGUGGUACCUCGUCGGCGCGAGGAAGAACGGCGACGCCGCGAUGCGAUACGACGACGCGCUCGAGCGCGUCUACGGCGAGCCGUACGGCGACUGGAAGAAGAAGCAUCAGACGAAAGCGACGGACGCGCAGAUGGAGUCGUUCGAGAAGAACAAGCAUCUGCACGCGAAACACGACGAGGCGGCGCUGAGGGAUCCUCCUCCGCCCGCCGCCGCCGCCGCCGCCGCGCCGUCCGAGAAGAUUCCGACGACGACGACGACGACGACGCCGUCGACCUCGAACGCGCCGACGGCGAGUCCUCCUCCUCCUCCUCCUCUCGCGGCGAGAGGCGGCGCGUCGAGCGUGUGCUGCGAACCCGCGGACGCGCUCGCGGCGGCGGCGGCUGCGACCGCGUCGACGUCGACGGCGACGGGGGGCGUCCCGACGUCCGUUCGAUUAGGCGUCGUCACCGUCAGCGACCGCGCGUUCGACGGCGAGUACGAGGACGUGACGGGCCCCGCGCUCGUGUGUCAGAUGACCGCCGCCGCCGCGGAGCCAAAAGACCCGGGAGGGCACGGGUUCACGUUGUUCUCGCACCAGCGCGUCGUCGUCCCCGACGACGCGAGGAAAAUCGCGGCGGCUAUCAAAACUCUCGCCGCGAGCGGAUGCAACCUGGUGCUGACGACGGGCGGGACCGGGUUGUCUUCGCGCGACGUGACGCCCGAGGCGACGACGAGCGUGCUGCACAAGCUGGCGCCCGGCAUUCCCGAGGCGAUGCACCGCGCGGCGGUGGACAGAGGCGUGCCGCACGCGAUGCUGUCGCGGUCCGCGGCGGGCGUUCGCGACCGGUGUUUGGUGAUUAAUCUUCCGGGGCGGCCGCACGCGGCGAGGGACGAUUUAGACGUCGUGAUGCCCGUGCUCGCGCACGCGAUCUCGCAAGUGAGCGCGUGA
Molecule: messenger RNA, 1065 nt
Organism: Micromonas pusilla CCMP1545
Lineage: Eukaryota; Viridiplantae; Chlorophyta; Mamiellophyceae; Mamiellales; Mamiellaceae
Gene: CNX1G
Product: molybdenum cofactor synthesis protein
Exons: 1
Coding region: 1-1065 (354 amino acids)
Biological process (GO): Mo-molybdopterin cofactor biosynthetic process
Source: RefSeq, a predicted model, not a curated record